UUAUUGACUAUAACUAGGUUGAAAUUUAACAGAAAAUCAAUGAAAUACCAAAAAAGUGAGGCUUUGAAACAGUUGGUGGAAUUCAAUAAGCCAUUAUCUAUAUCUAAUGUCCUCGAUUCGUGUAUGGAAUUUUUCAAGAUUUCUUAUUCAUUGAAAUCAGAGUGCAAAAUACUUGGUGGGCCCAAUGGACCAGAGUAUAAAGAAGACUGCCAUAUCCAAAGCAAAACUACAUUUUGUUUUUAUUCUCCGGAGGAUGGAAAUGAGGAAAGUUUGUCUGCAUUCAUGUUAGAUCACAGAUCAAGUAAUUCAGGUGAUUCCUGCUCUAUCGAUACUGGUAGUAUUCCACUUAGUUAUAGUGAGUAUACUAUCCGUAAUGACUCGGUGAUCCACGCUUUCUUAGUGAUACGAUGUAAAUACCCUGAUCCUAAGGCGACCACUUUCAGUUGCUACAAGGCUUAUGGGAUCACAGGCGUUGGGAUCCAAAGCAACCCCGUCGAUAUGUCUCUCCCUGUCCAUCCGAGUGCGGAGUGGGACACAGGGCACGCAAACGGCGUUGAUGGGCAGACGUUGGUCUGCUACGGAGGAGUUAGUGUUACAACAUUAUUGAACUUUGGGAGAAGUCAGAGAUGUGUCCCAUUGGAAUCUGGCCCAUUAGUUGCAGGGGAAAUCAGUAGUUUUAAAUACACUUCAUUAGGAGAGUGUGCAUGGGAUGCCAAAUCUUUUGAAAUUAAGUUCCGAAAAGGCAAUUUUAUCGGUAAAGGUGCUAUGAGAGCAGCUUAUCAUUGCUAUAUAGUCGAUUCAAAUCACCCUGAUAUUAACGAGGGAGGAUAUGUCAUGAAGACUCAUAUUCAAGAAGGAAUUGAUACUCUAUAUGAAGGGCAUUAUAAACAGAUAGGGAAAUCAAAGAUUGACCUGCAAUACAUGAUGUCUAAACGUGAAGUACAAACUCAAAUGUUGGGAAACAUGCUAUGCCGUGUUUUUGAGAAAGAAAAAUGUAUUGAAUUUGGAGAGUGUCCAAGAGUCUUGCCUUGUUAUAUUAUGAAGGUUGAAGGAGAACCUUACUACACUAUUGAAAAAUUCCUACCAGGAAAAUUCAAAAAAUACCUGAAUAAUAAUGGUGUAGCUGCCAAAGAUGGUGGUGUUAUCACAGACAAAAUGUGCUCAUUUGCACAUUGGUGCUACCAGAAGUAUAGUGGGCGAAUUUUAUUACUGGAUUUGCAAGGUGUUGAUUAUACUUUGACCGACGUUGCAAUUGCAACAUGGGAACUAUUUGACGAAGGCACACAUGAUAU
Molecule: messenger RNA, 1292 nt
Organism: Saccoglossus kowalevskii
Lineage: Eukaryota; Metazoa; Hemichordata; Enteropneusta; Harrimaniidae
Source: RefSeq, a predicted model, not a curated record